CUGUUGAUUAGUGUGGAUCAGUGCUCAGGGGGCGGAGCUGCCUGGCUGAACUCAUAAAGCGCGUGCAGCUGCGCGAGGAUGUUCGAGCGCACAGAGGCGCGCGCUUCAUUCAGACAGCUAUACGGAAUCUGAAAACAGACAACAAUCCCCACACAGUAUCUGUAUUUUUACAUUCUUCAGAAAUAAAAAGACAGCUAUUAAAGUUGGUGCUAACAAUGCGGGACUCGGUCUUCAACUGCUGUUUUAACCCACCACAUCCUCCGGGUGUCUUGGAAGAGACCCACUUGCACAGCAACAGAGCACAAGCACUGCCUCCAAAUAACCGGCGCUUUCUUAUCUUUUUUGAUUUUGACGAGACCCUUGUGGAUGAGUGCAGCGAUGAGGCCAUGGUUACAGUGGCUCCCGGUGGUUCUCUGCCCUCCUGGCUUAAAGACACGUACAGGCCGGGCAAGUACAAUGAGUACAUGCAGAGAGUAUUGACCUACCUCGCUGAACAAGGGGUCAAUCCGCCAACCAUCCGUAACACCAUAGAGCGCCUUCCCCCAUGCCCGGGUAUCCCUGCCUUGAUGCAGUUCCUGAUGUCAUGCCCACCACAUGAAUUCGAGGUCAUUUGUGUUUCAGAUGCCAACACAGUGUUCAUCGAAACGUGGUUCCAGAGCCUCGGCUUUCGCUCGCUCUUCAUGCGCAUCUUCACAAACCCAGCCCAUUUCGAUGAAAAUGGACAGCUUCAGCUCCGUCCCUUCCAUUCCCACAACUGCCAGCGGUGUCCGGGGAACAUGUGCAAGGCCGAAAUCGUGAGACGAUACACGGCUCAAAGGGUGCACGAAAGAGGAGGCAGGCCAUACCAAAAGGUGCUGUAUGUUGGUGACGGUGCGAAUGACUUCUGCCCGUCGCUCACACUGGCACCAGGUGAUGUGGCAUUUCCUCGGCGUGACUUCCCCAUGCACAGGCUGAUCCAGGAGAUGCACGAAGCCAAACCCGGAGAGUUCAAAGCAACAGUGGUGCCUUGGAGCAACGGAGUGGAUAUCAUUAACAAACUCAGGAAUGUCAUGGAAGUGCAGAGUUAAAACAUGACUCAAAUACAACAACAGGAACAUAAAUAAAUUAAUAGCGAGUGUUAGUGUAAGCUGCUGUUUCACUUUGUCAACAUUGAUAUACUUCUGUACAAAUAGACAAACAUUGAGAGAAUUGAUGGUCUACAUGAAAUAUCUUAGAACCUAUUUUUCUCUCUUAUAGAAGUUUGCGUUAGUUUAUAUAAACACUCUUUUAAUAGAAAACAUAGAACAUUUACGUAGAACAUUUAAAGUUCUUCCUGGAGGACCAAACUGAAACAACCAGCAGAGGUUCCUAAUUAUACUAUUUUAUUCUAGUAUAUACUGUAUAUUCUGGUAUGUUGCCUUCCAUCAGAAAGGGCAUCCGGCGUAAAACCUGGGCCAAGUUGUUGUGCAGAUAGGAUAGUCCGGCAGCUGAAAGUCCAGCAACAUGUUCCUCUCGACAUUUAUUUUCCUUGACAACGAGAUUGUGGGAGUUAAAUUUAUUGUACUGUAAGUGAAAACAAAUGAGUUAUUUUUAAUGAGUAUAUUUUAAAUGAAAAUUUAAGUAAUAUUAAAGAUAUCUUCACUA
Molecule: messenger RNA, 1623 nt
Organism: Clarias gariepinus (North African catfish)
Lineage: Eukaryota; Metazoa; Chordata; Actinopteri; Siluriformes; Clariidae
Gene: phospho1
Product: phosphoethanolamine/phosphocholine phosphatase 1
Exons: 2
Coding region: 216-1067 (283 amino acids)
Molecular function (GO): phosphatase activity
Source: RefSeq, a predicted model, not a curated record